Molecule: messenger RNA, 2262 nt
Organism: Penicillium nucicola
Lineage: Eukaryota; Fungi; Ascomycota; Eurotiomycetes; Eurotiales; Aspergillaceae
Product: ankyrin repeat domain-containing protein
Exons: 1
Coding region: 1-2262 (753 amino acids)
Cellular component (GO): nucleus; cytoplasm
Molecular function (GO): protein binding
Source: RefSeq, a predicted model, not a curated record
AUGCCGGCCACGCCAGAGGAAACCAUUUGCAGCGUCUCGGCUCUGGCCACGCAAUUAGGCAACCAGAUCUCUGUGCACAUGCUCAAUUACCUUAGCACCACCAAAGACCUCCCUGACGGAUUUCGCGAACUGUCCCAUACCUUCCUCGAUACCUGUCGCACGUUGUGGGCUAUUGAAGCCGGAGUGACUGAACUAGCCGGCGCCAAUCGCGCCCUACCCGAUGUGAUAAUUGAAGAGGUGGAGAAGAAAUUCGUCUCCACGUACCGCGACUUUCAACAACUCGACAAGGUCAUUUUGAAACUUGUUCAGUAUGAACAUCGCGGAACACUGGGGAAGAUUCAGCGAGGAUGGCAUCGGCCAAGCCAUGACCUCAAUCGGAUUCAUGAGUCGCUGAAGAAGACCACGGAGACCCUUCAGAUCAGUGGCAUGGCCUUCCACUGGUCCCUGGGAGACGCACAUCCGGAGGAGUCUGUGGGCAUUGGAUACGCUGGUCUGGCCGCAGCGCUCGAUCGCGUGUCCAAAGGCCGCUCCGUGAUGGGCAUAAACAAGACGCAGUCCUUCGAAAAUGAGCGAUCCGCAUCAUCAUUCAAAAGCCGUUCGCCUGAUUCCAUGCGAUCGGCACCAUCCGUUCCUCCAAAGGAAUCCUUUGCUGCUUCCCGAGUCAACCCAAGCAUUCGCCAAGAACCAGACGUCAUAACGGAUGAUAUGUCUUCUGUCUUGUCUUUGAACGGCUUCCUAAAUACCCAGUCUGGACGUGAUUCCGAAAAGAAUUCCUACUUCGAGCACCGGACACUGCCGCGACGACCGACCAAAACCGAUUCAACGGCUUCUGCUGAGGAGAUUAGCCUGCAGAAUUACAAUCAUUCAGAUACGGACUCUGCCAGCGCCAGGCUCACGCAGACUCUGCUUGCGCACGGCGUCGAUAUCAAAGACGAAACUCGCAAUGGUACAACUUUAUUAAUCGAAGCAAUUCGUAAGCGAGCACCGCAGCAGGCCAUCGAAACCUUGCUCAAUUCCGGAUGCGACCCGAAUCGCAAAGACGAUUACGGCAAGACAGCACUAUGCGAAGCCGUGCAAAGCGACCAGCCAUUCAUCGUGACAACCCUAUUAAACCAAGACGCGAACCCAAAUCUACCGGGACCCGAACACGUCCUCUGGUCCGCCGUCCACCGACCAGGCUGCCUGCGCAUCCUGCUCGCGCGCGGAGCUGACAUCAAAAAGACUCCCGGUCUCAUGGAGCAAGCAACAAGCGUCAACAAUAUCGACGCUGUGCGCGUCCUGCUGCAGGCUGGCAUGGACCCCAAUUCCAAGAAAGAUGGAAUAUACACUCCCCUUUGCUCGUCCAUCCGGGAUGACCGCCCAGACAUCCUCGCCCUGCUACUUCAUCACGGCGCUGACCCUAAUCUAAUGGCAUCCGAAUACCCAGCGUGGAAGUGCAUUACCCACAAACGCCUCCAUUUCCUGCCAGACCUAGUGGCAGCCGGUGCAGACCUGCGCAAACCACCCGGUAUCGUCGAGUGCGCCGUACAGGAGAACCACACGGAGGCUCUGCACUGGCUCGUCAGCGAAGCAGGCGCCAACCCAAACGACCGCAACGAGCAAGGCCACACAGCCGUUACGACAGCCAUCCGCAAGAACCGGCCCGAAAUGCUAGAAUGGUUGCUCGCAAACGGCGCGGAUGCCAACCUGCGCGGCAAAGACUGGCCGAUAUACAUGGCGACGCAGGCGCCGAGCAUGCUGCGGCUGAUUUUGCCCCGCAUAACCGAUCUAGCCGCCCACAAGGGUGUCAUGGAAAAGGCCGUGCAGGCAAAUCAACUAGAGAACGUGAAAUUACUCAUUGCCGCGGGUGCUAGCGUGGAGUGGAAGAACGGCGGCGUGUUCUCGCCGCUCACGACUGCGCUGCGGGAGCGCCAUUGGCUGAUUGUGCGUUACCUUCUGGACGAGGCGGGCGCCGAUCCUAAUGCUCCUGGUGAGCAUUUGCCGCUCGUCAAGGCCAUUCGGAGAUGCGAUGAUGGUGACUUUGCCAUGAUCGAGUUGCUUCUUGAGCGGGGCGCUGAUCCGAAUAAAUGCUACCGUGACUGGAACGCUAUCAUGCAGGCGAUUGAGGACCGUGACCUGCAGUUGUUGCGGCUUUUGAUUGAGAAGGGGGGUCUGGUUGAUCUUGCUCAGAAAGAUGAGAUGGGUACGACGGUCUUGGAUAUGGCGAAUUCUUCUGGCUGGCCGGAAGGGAUUGAGCUUUUGGUUAAUAACGCUCGGCAGUGA